UCUGCCAACGUUAAUCUGCUUCCCCAGCAAACCACGAGGAAUAUAGGUUCAUAUCUGAGAUUUGCAUCCAUCCGUCAUGACAAAUAUCACACCGGUGUGUCACCCUAAGUUGACCUCCAAAUGCUAUUGGGGAAUUUCAUGAUAUUAAAGCAGACAUAAAAUAAAAAAAAAAACCUUACCAGACAAUUAGAUAAUAGAGCCCUCUAUUAUGUUUGGUAAUUAUUCCACCUUUGCUACUCUCCAUUAUUCCUAAAGGUCUCUCAUUCUAUCUGAUCUCUCAUUCUGACAUGCAUACGCAAUGUGUCACGUCAGUGUUCCAGACCACUUUAUAUACCAAACCUGGCCCACAUAACUCUGAAAGACUGGAAGGGAGAAAGCAGCUCACUACGCAGGAUUUGCGACUUCAUCUUUGAGUCAAUAUCAGUCUGCACUAUGUGGAAGGUUUUCAUUCUAGCGGUGUGUCUGCUGGUCGCUGGUGCACAGACAUUUGAACACCCGAAUUAUGGUGUAAAGCUCUGUGGUCGCGAAUUCAUCCGAGCAGUUAUCUUUACCUGUGGAGGAUCACGGUGGAAGCGCUCGCUCAAAAGUGCAGAUCCUUCUGAUGAACUACUCAGCUCUCAGCAAGAGGACUCUGCGAACAUCUUGGAUCGGAAUCCAUUGCUAGAUGGUCUCCUGCAAAGGAACAGAGAUCUAGCGUUCACUGCAAUGGAGAACAGUCAAACACCAUUCAGCAGGUCCACGCGAUCUUUUAUCACUGAGGAGAUUUUGGAAGCCCUACGCAAAGCUGACCGCAAAGGCCGGGAUGUGGUCUUGGGUUUAUCUAACGCCUGCUGCAAGUGGGGCUGCAGCAAGAGUGAGAUCAGCUCCUUGUGCUGAGAGAAAACAAGCCAUUUACACUUUUGUUGAAGUCUUUGUAUGAACAUGGGUCUGUCUUAAUUUAUAUUCUCUUGGAUUAUGAUUUAUGGUUCUGUUAGAACCAUGUGUUUUUCCUUCCCUCAUGCAUUUUAAUAAAGACAGAUUGAAAAAAGUGUGUUACCCACUUUCACUCGUUUCACCACAAGACAUGAAUUAAACUAAAAAUUGUGGUUUACCUCCAUAAUUUUGAGUUGCAAUUGUCGUAUUAAAAUCGUUAUUACAGACGUUAACCUACGGAAGCAAA
Synchiropus splendidus (mandarinfish) is the source of this 1159-nucleotide messenger RNA. It is a transcript of the gene rln3a, whose product is annotated as relaxin 3a. Gene Ontology annotation, cellular component: extracellular region. The record is from RefSeq and is a predicted model, not a curated record. Gene Ontology annotation, molecular function: hormone activity. Lineage: Eukaryota; Metazoa; Chordata; Actinopteri; Syngnathiformes; Callionymidae. The transcript is spliced from 2 exons. The coding region runs from base 433 to 876 and encodes 147 amino acids.